AUGCAGACGAAUGUUUUCCUUCUCUUUCUCAGUUUGGUGGCAAUUUCUCUCUUCCUUCACAUGAGGUACGUGCAUGUCUAAUGUGUCUUCACGAAAACUGUCCCGCCUGUAGUAAGUUGUUUUGUGACAUUACGGAACAUCCAACAAGCAGACAGAUUUGGUUCUUUUCUAUUUAAUGUCAGUAGCCGUAGAAAUAGUCCUUCUAACAGAUAAAUGUAAACUGUUAAUGUUGUCGACUAAAAACCGUAUCUUAUAAUCGUAAGUAGAAAACCUCCUCAGCCGGUCCAUCUACAGGAUGUUCUGGCUAACAAGCUCAAAUAAGCAGCAUAAAUUGACCUUAUGCUCCGAGCACUUCCUCUGAAAAUACGUACCCUCGACAGGCAGCUGCUGUCAAGUUAAAAACUACAUAUUAUGUUAUUCGCUGGAAUGCUCGGUCCGUACUUAAAUUCUUUCUCGAAAAACGACAAACUCAAGAGCAUCAUAGAGUAUUUCUUACAUUGACUUUUAAGGCACCCGGCUAUUCGUGGGAAAUGACGGCUUAAUAAAGGCGAACGAAUUUGAAACAACGCCUUUUUAUGUUAUAAUUAAUGAAUCAGUGAUAAUGAUUUCUUGAAGAGAGUGUUACAGCAGAAAUGUUCUCUUGCAGUAGGGGAAACACAUUGUGUACUUGGAGCAAACGGCUAAUUCCGAAGGAUGCCACUGGAGACAUUACGUUGGAGGUACCGAUAGUGGACAGUUAUAAGGUGAGUGAGCUAUUUUUGUACUAUUAUUUGCCACGAGAUAGGUGUGAUAGUACAAACUGCAUGUCAUACUUUGCACAACUGUUUGAAUAGCGAUUCCAUAAAAUUUGCCUGCAUAUCUUAAAGGAAGGAUAUAUCGGAAAUGAGAAAUUCUGGACAUAUAUUUGGGCGAAAGGAUGGUGUUCGUACAGUAAAGGCUACUUCCGCUGUCCCUACACUCAACGUACGAUUUCUUCGCAUUCUUAUAUCCUAUAA
This is a messenger RNA of Spirometra erinaceieuropaei, 995 nucleotides long. The record is from the annotation of a GenBank genome assembly. Lineage: Eukaryota; Metazoa; Platyhelminthes; Cestoda; Diphyllobothriidea; Diphyllobothriidae.